Molecule: messenger RNA, 2562 nt
Organism: Aphanomyces invadans
Lineage: Eukaryota; Oomycota; Saprolegniomycetes; Saprolegniales; Verrucalvaceae
Exons: 11
Coding region: 26-2221 (731 amino acids)
Biological process (GO): lipid metabolic process
Molecular function (GO): triacylglycerol lipase activity
Source: RefSeq, a predicted model, not a curated record
CUUGGUUCGUCGGCGCUGUCACGACAUGGCGCCGCCGUCGACUCUCGUCGCUCACUCGGCGAGGUUUUCUGUGCGCUUAUGGUUGUACAUGACUGGGCUUCAUCACCAAGCCCAGUUGAUCCGGAACCUGAUUUUGGAUUGGAAGUACCGUGCGAGCACGGAACACGGCAUGGUGGUGCUGGCGCAGAACCUCCUCAACUUGCUCUGGCGCUCUGUGCGCCUCUUGCUGAUCCCGGACGUGUUCUUCCGCUUUUUCGCUGCCGUUGUGUCCCUCCAAGCGCUAUUUGAAUUCGGUGCGGUUGCGCGCCGGAUGGGGUUGAAGCUUCUGUUACAAUGCAGCGCCAAGGGCCGCAAGCGUCUCCAGUUGCGCACUGCCAUGGAGCGCGCGACGAAUCUCGAUAAGCGAAGGGCGCUUGGACAAGAACUCGACGUGCUGGAAGGCCACGACAAGUGGCGACAGGAUCCAUCUUCCGGUCUCUUUCUUUACGAGCGCGUACAAAACAAGAUCGCGAUGUAUCGCCGUCUGCAAAGCGAGCGAGACAUCAUGGGCAUCAUGUUUGCAUUGCGCGCAGGGUUGCUUCGCAAGCACUGGGGGCUCGGCAACCCACGUCUCUACGGCGUGAGCCACGUCGGGACCAAGCACGUCGUGGACGAGUACAUGGAUGCAGUGCUCACGUCCAUGGACAUGGUGCUCCAAGCCCGACGAAAUCCAUCGCCCCAUCGCUCCAUGCAGCAUCCACAAGUCGACGACGACGCGCUCAGCAUUGAAAACAAACUGGCAUUUUUCAGCGAGACGCGCCAUGCGUUUGGCAGGUCUGCCCUCAUGCUCAGCGGUGGCGGAGGCCUCGGUCUGUACCACACAGGCAUCGUCAAGACUCUGGUCGAACAAGGUCUUUUGCCCAAUGUGAUUUCGGGGUCGUCGGCUGGAUCCAUCGUCGCCGGAUGUGUUGGCGUCCGCACAGAUGAAGAGUUGAACGAGGUCUUUCAAGACGGCCACUUGGACCUCUAUUUUUUCGACGCAAACGUGAGCCCGCGGGAACUCGAGCAUUACACGCCGUCGUGGCUGUCCGCGAUGCAAGGGCUUGUGCCUUGCUACGAUUCGCUCCAACAUGCGUACGUGGUGGCCGCCCGAUUUCUCGACAAGGGUUACAUGCUCGACAUCACCCGGCUCAAGCAAAACUUGCGCAAUAACAUGGGCGACUACACGUUUCGAGAAGCGUACGACCGGACCGGCCGCAUCAUUAACAUCACGGUGACGCCGUCACAGUCCACGGACUACCCGCAGCUGCUCAAUUACUUGACCGCUCCGAACGUCCUCGUCUGGUCGGCGUCCCUUGCUUCGUGCGCGAUUCCGAUGGUGUUUUCACCCGUUGAAUUGUACGGGAAGGACCAGCACGGCAACGUGGUGCCGGUGUACCGCGAAGGCCUCAAGUGGAGCGAUGGCAGUGUCGAGUGCGACUUGCCCAUGGAGCGCCUGAGCGAGCUCUUCAACGUGAACCAUUUCAUCGUGAGCCAGGUCAACAUCCAUUACAAGUUUAUAUCGGGGUACGAGUCGCACGGCGGCGGCGACAUCUUGGGUUUUUUGAAGAAACAAAUGAAAGCGUACAUCAAAAACAUUGCCGAAUUCGGCCUCAACACGUCCGUGCUCAAGUUGUUUGGGGUCGGGCUCGUCCCGCUCCUGACACAGACGUACGAAGGCGACAUUACGAUCUCGAUUGCGUCGCAAGUAUCGUUUUUGCAAUUGGCCGCCCAAGUGCUCACGAACCCGUCGCCCAGCUCGUUCCAGGACCUCGUUCUUGCCGGCGAACGGUCCACAUGGCCCCACCUGUCGCGGAUCCAAGCCAUGUGCCGCAUCGAGUUUGCGCUGGAGCGCGCCGUGCGGUUUUUGCGUGGCGAGCAAGCGCUCGAGGAAGAAAAGCGCACGGGCAUCAGCAGCUUGGGCAGAGUGCCGUCGUUUUACACGUCGGCCAGCAGCAUGAACCUGUCGAGCAUGACUCAGCCAUCGCCCCUCGCAUCGAAGAAAUCGUUCCCAUCCUCUUCGAAAAAGCCCCUUGGCCCUUCUUCAUCCACGAUCGAGGGCACUUUGACCGCGGACGACAGCAUCCAAGAAUCGACAUCUCCCAUCCGUCGCAACAAGAGCAUCAAUGUUGCGGGCGCCGUGAUGAACAUGGAAUCCGUGUUGGGGGGAUUCGGGGCCCGCCAUGGCGCGUCGUUCGAGUAAAAGCGAAUACCCUAUGCCACACGAACGUUGUCCUAGCACGCCUCUUGUGUUAUACAUUUCACAGGUCGCCAGGUCGCGAGCAAUGUGCCUGAUCCUAUUCAUCAUCGGCACUGGCCUCCUACACCACGACUCGCACGUACAUCUAGUUUCGGCGUCCUCUUCACCUCAGCUUUCGAGCUGUCGACGGGGUUUCUUCAACUUGACAUGGCAGUCCGAGCAGCAAAUUUUACCUGCUGCAUGGCAUGCCAAGUUGAGCGCCGCCCCCCAUUGCCUUCGGCGGCCAAGGCUGGCGUUGUACCGGCGGAGAUGCGACCUUCGACGGGUCGAACGUUUCACUGCAA